Messenger RNA from Aegilops tauschii subsp. strangulata, 879 nucleotides. Its product is annotated as embryo-specific protein ATS3A. Lineage: Eukaryota; Viridiplantae; Streptophyta; Magnoliopsida; Poales; Poaceae. Gene Ontology annotation, molecular function: protein binding. The record is from RefSeq and is a predicted model, not a curated record.
UUCAAUCUCGACAGAUCAGAUCAGACCAGACUCGCAAACCACACACAUAAAUAAUUUCUUUACCGCCAAUCGGCAAGCCAGCCACGAUCCAUCCAGCCCUCGCCGGUCGCCACCACGACCGAUCCCGCCAUGGCGACGGCGCCGCCGCAGCUCCUCCUCCUCGCCCUGCUCUCCUGCCUGAGCCUCGCCUCUGCCGCCCCGUCGCUCCGGCCGCUCCCACGCGCCGACGACGACGGCCUCCUCGCGCGGACCACCGGCAGCUCCUCGUCGCCUUCGGAGCGGGGCGUGGGCGCGCGGACGUGCUGGUACACGGUGCAGAUCAAGACGAGCUGCUCGUCCCCGGCGCGCACGUCGGACGCGAUCAGCCUGGCGUUCGGUGACGUGUACCGCGACGAGGUGUACGCGGCGCGGCUGGGCGGCGCCGCCGGCGCGUUCGACCGGUGCGCCACCGACACGUUCAAGAUCGGCGGGCCCUGCGGGUACGGCGUCUGCUACCUCUACCUCCGCCGCGCCGGCCGCACCGGGUGGACGCCCGAGUGGGUGAGGGUGUACGAGCCCACCGCCCCCAGCGCGCCCUCCACCUUCCGCUACGGCGACCCGCUCCCCAACAACGUCUGGUACGGCUUCAACCGCUGCCCGCGCCUCGCCUCCUCCUCCUCGUCAUCGUCUCCUUCCUCCGCUGCUGGUGCUGCACAGGCGAUGUAGCCAUGGUCGGAGCAGGUCGUGGCACUCGUGUAUGUAUGAUGGUUUGUGGAUCGAGUACUACAUGUGGAUUCAUUUCUGCUGUGCGUGAGUGAUUGCGUCGUGCGCCUGUAAUAGUCCCGAUCGAGAUGAAAUGCUAUAUGGUACCACGAAUAAAACCUCUCUGCUUUUUUGGAA